CUUGGAGCUUACGUCCAAUUUAUAGAAAACGAGGUUAGUUUCACUGUUUAGCAAGCAAAAUGGGCAACAAGAACAGUUGUUGCGCGUACUCCAGCCCCCAGACUGGCCGCAAAGAAACCUCAGCGGAAGGCGCGAGUCGUGCUCUGGAAGAUCAUCUUCCUGAGGGAGAAAUCAGUGUCAAUAAUCUUCAGCAUAUCAGCGAACGUGAACCUGAAGACUGGGAUUCUGAUCCUUCUCUUCAUCCAUGUGCUGGUACUAUUUUUAUGGAACGUUCCAAACAAGCUAUUGAAAAUGGUAUGGUAAGAAAGAAAAGUCAACAUCAAAUAGCAGAUACAAGGCCAUUAAAAAAGAGCAGUAGUUGCAGUACAAUAUACUUGGAUGAUAGUACUGUAUCCCAGCCAAACCUUAAAAAUACUGUUAAAUGUGUUGCUCUAGCAGUUUACUAUCACAUCAAGAAUAGAACAUCCCAACGUCAAAUUGAUAUAUUUGAUGAGAAGCUCCAUCCACUAACGAGAGAUGGUGUUUCUGAGGACUAUGACAAACACAAUCCAGAGCAUAAGCAGAUAUAUAAGUUCGUGAGGACACUUUUCAAUGCAGCUCAAUUAACAGCAGAGUGUGCCAUCAUCACUCUAGUGUAUCUUGAGAGGCUGUUAACCUAUGCAGAGAUUGAUAUCACACCCGCCAAUUGGAAAAGGAUUGUUCUUGGUGCUAUUCUCCUAGCAUCCAAGGUGUGGGAUGAUCAAGCCGUCUGGAACGUUGAUUAUUGUCAAAUCCUCAAAGACAUUACAGUUGAAGACAUGAAUGAAUUAGAGAGGCAAUUUCUGGAGAUGCUGCAGUUCAAUAUAAAUGUCCCGUCGAGCGUGUACGCAAAGUAUUACUUCGACUUGCGCACUCUGGCGGAGGCGAACGAGUUGACAUUCCCCAGUGAGCCAUUAAGCAAAGAAAAGGCACAGAAGCUUGAGGCAAUGUCCCGGGUCUACGAAGACAAGGUGACAGCAGAGGCGUUACGUAAUGGUCUUAAGAAAUGGUCCAGCCUCGACAACGUCUGCAUAGGUGGACCAAGGCGAAGUAUCGCCAUCCUCUCGUAGGCCGUUGUAAGUCUCGCUCGCUUCUAUAUUCCAAUAUAUUCCGAUCCCUCCCAGUUUAUCGCGGAGUUCACAGGUUCUACGGCGACACUUUUAUUUUUACAACCAGGAAUACCCUCCAUUGACCUACGUCACGGUACAAAGUGUAUCGACCUAAGCUCCUCAAAGAAAAUCAACCUUUUACACGCAUUUUCUAUUGUAACAGUAAAGGAAAAAAUAUUGCUACUAUUAUUGCUAAAAUAUUACUACUACUAAACUAUUAUUACCACUACUAUAACAACUACUACCCAUACUAUUGCCACGUCACUACUGCUAUUAUUGACAGCUAGUAAUUAUUUGUACCAUUGCGAUAGGACGGUUAAUAAUAAAAUAAACGCGAGGACGCUGAACAAAUGGAUAGUCUCUCAAAAUAGUCGAAAGUAAUAUAGAUUAGGCGAAGAUAAUAUACGAGAAGUAAACUUGUCGUCGUAGCUAAAGGUAUAAGAGUGACCAAUGUGUACGCGUACGCCGAGAAACAACUUUCGUAAUAUAACGUUUUUACAUAAUAAAAAUUAGUCAAGGCGAAGGAUAUUUUAAGCGUUAGUCGUGUACGAGCGAGGAAAAGCCAAACUUUUAUGGACGAAAAAUAUAUGCAGAGAAAUGUCAUCGCCGACUUUAUAAGACAUUUUAUUAAUUGCAAAGCAUUUAUCGUCAUCGAAUAUAUAAUUGAAUACUCCGACUGGUCUAUAUAAAAUAAGGGGAAAAGGGAUUAAAAUAAGGAUAAAUGCAGACCAUUACCUCGUUUAAUGCGAGAAUAAAACUCUGUUUCUUCCGAUAGAUAAUUUCAUAAUUACUAUUACUGCAUAACUAUUUUUCUAAGUAGCAAGAUUCGCUCGCUGUAAAGACAAUCUAGGCACAGUAUCUCGUUGCGUCCUGUAAAUAAAGCUAUGCUGAAUACAAGAAAAGCUAUUAGUAUGACCUUACGUCCGAAUCAUGUAUGAGAUCUAGAAAUAAGAGCAAAGGUUUACUUAUACGUGUACUUUAUUUCGCGGAUAGAGGCGAGAGAUCUUAGUAAAUAACCCUAGAACUUGAUUUAUAUUUAUAAUUCAUGGUUAUUUUUAA
Molecule: messenger RNA, 2186 nt
Organism: Cephus cinctus (wheat stem sawfly)
Lineage: Eukaryota; Metazoa; Arthropoda; Insecta; Hymenoptera; Cephidae
Gene: CycY
Product: cyclin-Y
Exons: 4
Coding region: 60-1088 (342 amino acids)
Biological process (GO): regulation of canonical Wnt signaling pathway; regulation of cyclin-dependent protein serine/threonine kinase activity
Cellular component (GO): plasma membrane
Molecular function (GO): cyclin-dependent protein serine/threonine kinase activator activity; protein kinase binding
Source: RefSeq, a predicted model, not a curated record